Drosophila busckii is the source of this 1297-nucleotide messenger RNA. It is a transcript of the gene PolD2, whose product is annotated as DNA polymerase delta small subunit. The coding region runs from base 2 to 1297 and encodes 431 amino acids. NCBI's taxonomy places the organism in Eukaryota, Metazoa, Arthropoda, Insecta, Diptera, Drosophilidae. Gene Ontology annotation, biological process: DNA strand elongation involved in DNA replication; DNA replication. Gene Ontology annotation, cellular component: delta DNA polymerase complex. The record is from RefSeq and is a predicted model, not a curated record. Gene Ontology annotation, molecular function: DNA binding. The transcript has a single exon.
CAUGGACAAGCGUUUGGAAUGCUCCUACGAAAACCUGAGCAGCUGCUUCCAGCUGGGCUCCAGCGACUACCAGAAGCAGUUCUGCCAUCUUUAUUCGCAUCGUCUAGCCGAAAUGACACGUCUGCUGACGCCACUGGCGCUCAAGAAGUGGGGUAAGCAGGUGCCCAUUAUGAAGCUAUGCGAAUUGCGCGGGGAACAGAAUGUGCAAUGCAUCAUCAUUGGCACUAUCUUCAAGCAUCAGGCACACAGGCCAAGCAUCUUGCGCGACAUCUCGGAGGAGAACCAACUAGCGCCCCAGCCACAGCGCCAGAACUAUUCGGAGCCAGGUGAUAAGAUUAUACUGGAGGAUGAGCUGCAGCGUGUGCGUUUGCAGGGUGAACUAAUGGCGGCUAGUAAGAUGGCUACAGGUGUGGUAUGCGCAGUUAAAGGUGGCACGGACAUUGAUGGCUUUUUGACGGUAGAGGACGUUUUGUAUUACGAGAGCGGGCCACAGAAACCACUGCCCAUUCGCCAACACAGAAGCUCAGUGGUUCUUGUUUCUGGCUUAGAUCAAAUGCAAUCGCUUAACUAUGUGGAUGCGCUGAACAUGUUUCAGUACUGGCUGAGCGGCAGUUUUGGCAACAAGGAAGCACAGUCCAUGGUGCGCUUGAUUGUAGCCGGAAAUUCUGUUCGCAGUACAGCGCAAGCGUCCGUGCCAACUCUGCAGGUGGCGCGCACCCAAGCGAAUGCCAAUGAUACAGUGCAAGCAGUUAGCCAGCUGGACAACUGGUUUGCCGCCUGGGCACAAGCCUUAAACGUUGAUCUGAUGCCAGGAGCCUAUGAUCCGGCUAAUUUCAUGCUGCCUCAGCAGCCUUUUCAUAAAUGCAUGUUCCCGCUGGCCGCGGCACUCUCAUCCUUUCAAGCUGUAUCCAAUCCUUAUACCUGUCGCUUAGAUGGCGCUCUCAUUGCUGGCACAGCAGGUCAAAAUGUGUCAGAUAUGCUGCGCAGCACUUCACUAGAGUCUUCCAUGGAAGCUUUACGUUGCUCGCUCACUUGGGGUCACCUAGCGCCCACUGCACCAGAUACCUUGGCUUGUUACCCCUACAUCGACAGCGAUCCGUUUAUCAUAAAGGAGUGUCCACACGUCUACUUUGCCGGCAACUGUGCAUCCUUCGAAACAGAGCUACACGUGGGUACGGAUGGCCAACGCACGCGUCUGGUCUGCGUACCCAGUUUCAGUCAGACCCAGAGUGUGGCUUUGAUUGAUCUGGAAACACUCGACUGUCGCGAAAUCAAGUUUAAUGUAGAAGCUGAUUAG